GAAGAGGAAGGAUCUGAGCAACCCCCAAAAAACCUGAGACCAAUGUACGGAGAAUGAGUGUGCAAGAUGCAAUCAAUCUAUUUGAGAGGAAACAGAGAGAUCAAACUGUUCAGACGACAGGUUCAGUGUUAAAUGCUUCUGUUGGUGCGAACAAAUCUGUGCUUAGAAGAUGGAGUGCAGGAAUGGGGGAGAGUUCUGCCCAAUGCAUCCCUGAUAAUGUUGCUGAAAGUUCUGUAACUCCCAUUGGAGAAAUUCAGACGAGCUCCCAAGAAGUGGAAUCAAAGCCUGAUGUUAUAUCUGGAGCUAGCAGUCCUGUAGAGACUGCUGAAGUUGUUGACAAAUUAAACUCAUCCGUGAAAAGAGGAUCUCAUCCAAUGGGUGUGCAAGCUGAUACUCUUCUAACUGAAAGAGACGGAAGUAAUGAAAAAUUAACUGCAUCAGCUGAAUGGAGUCGACAGAAAGAAGCAGAGUUGAACCAGUUGCUGAUGAAGAUGAUGGAAAGUAAGCCUGUCAGAUAUCAGAAGGCAGGGCCUGAUAAUAGCAAAAGCCAAAAUGUUCCGAGCCAGCUGGGGGCUGGAUUUUAUGAUCACUAUAAGGAAAAGAGGAAUGAAAAACUCCGAGGAGAAGCUUCUGGAAAGCGAGCUGAGAAGGAAGCACAAUUUAGAGCAAUGCAGCAGAUUCUUGAUGAAAGAAAGGCUGAAAUGGCCUCUGCAACUGCAAGUCAUGUUGGCAGAAGACAUCCUGGGAGUAAACCUCAAAAAUCACCAAAAGAUUUACGGCAAUCUGCAAAUCCCAAGAAGGAAACCUCAAAACCUACUGUUGUGAAGAAAGCUUCAUCUAAACCAUCUCCACUGCCUGCAAUGCGUAAAUCAUGGCCAUCAACACCAUCACCAAGAGCUACAGGGACAUCACCAGCUAAAACUCCCGCUGGGACGAUUUCUGCUGGUACCACUCCUACACGUCGGAAACCGCAACCAGCGCCAUCCGUUCCUCGAUCAAGCCCAAAAGUGGAAAGAUCACAACCACGACCAAAGACUGUGAAGGCAACCCUGAAUGAUACUCACAAGAGCAUUAAGGGUGUCAAUGAGAAGCGGCAGCAUACUGUAACUGAGAAGAAGCAGCAAACUGUGACCGAGAAGAAACAGCAGCAAACUAUGACCGAGAAGAAGCAGCAAACUGUGAUGAAAAGUGGGAGAACUACAAAAGCCAAAGCUCAGAAUAAUUCUGGAGAUGAUUCAUCCAUGAUGAAACCUAAUUCCUAUAGCAAGGUGAAGAAGAGCACUGUGGUACCACUAGAAUCGAAACCUUUUCUCCGUAAGGGCUCUGGCAUUGGCCCUGGUGUUGGUUCAGUUGCCAAGACAAAGUUUCCUUCUCAGCCUGAGGAGUCUUUGAGAAACUCUGGUGAUAUUAUCCAAGCUGAGGAGAAAGAGGUGGUGGCAACCAACACUUCUGACAUGGUCACACAGCAGCAGGAGAGCAAUCUUGAAGCACAGGAAAUCCCUGGUGACUUAGAACCGGGAACUACAGAGUCAAAUAUCACCAAGGAAUGCGAAGACACGGAGAGCACUAGUCAAGUUACUGCCAAUGAUGAUGAUAGCUUUCCAAGAAUGGCAGAAUCUGCAUUAAAAACUGAAGCUGAAGAAGUAUCAAUCAUCUCCCCAGCAGCCUGGGUGGAAAUAGAAGAGCUCCCGGAUGAGCCUAUUCCAUGCAAUGAAAACACUUCACAACUCGCAUCUUCAGCUACUGUUGCACUGGUGGGAAUGUCAAGUCCACGUGUUCGCCACUCUCUGUCGCAAAUGCUGCUCGAGGACAGCAGUGAACCUGACACUACUGAGUGGGGAAUUGCUGAGAAUCCUCCUGCCAUGAUCUACCAAAAAGAUUCACCAAAAGGAUUGAAGAGGCUCCUGAAGUUUGCUCGAAAAAGUAAGCCCGAUUCAAAUUUGACUGGUUGGGCUAGCCCGCCUGUCUUCUCUGAAGGAGAGGAUGAUGCUGAGGAAUCUGGAGCUGCUAGUAAGAAAAAUGCUGACAAUCUACUGAGGAAGGCUACUCUUCAUGCAAAGAACUAUAGGCAGCCAAAGAGUUUCUCAAGUGAAGCGUAUGAGAAAAAUUCAACUGCUCAUGAACUCUAUGCCCAAUCAAAGCAAAGCAAAUCCGAUGCUCAAAGUUCUUCUCACAAGUUGCAGGAGGGCCAUAUCUUUACUUCAGCGACCACAACUAAAGCAUUUAGGGGCAGCAAGCCGAAUGAAACAAAGCUUCAUUAACGCAGAGGACAUCAGGAAGUACGAGGGUUGUAAGUUUUAACACAUACCCUUCUCCAUGACCUAACACGAGUGAGUUUUGAUUCAAGACAAAUGUUUCUUUUCUCUUUCUCCUUUCCUGCUGCCAUAUGGUGUGUUCCUGGGGGUAUUUGUGUGUGGUUACGAUUCUGUAGAGAAGUCUGGUAGUCUCAGGUUUUCAUCAGUGAACAUUUGAAUAUACUCUGUAACGACAUAGGCUAGAAACUUGGCUUGGGGUUGGGGUGGGCAACAAAGUAUUUGUAAUUUGUCUAGGAGCUGCCCUUUUUGUUUGUAUGUGAU
This is a messenger RNA of Ilex paraguariensis (yerba mate), 2576 nucleotides long. The record is from the annotation of a GenBank genome assembly. Lineage: Eukaryota; Viridiplantae; Streptophyta; Magnoliopsida; Aquifoliales; Aquifoliaceae.